CAUCGGGACAGAGCGAGAAAGAGCGCGAGCGCUUUGUGCUGGUUGGUUUUUCGCAUAGACCAGAAAGAGAUGGCUAGUCCAAAAUGUCCAAAAAGGCUGGCGUUAAGAAAAAGCAGAAGCAAAGUGCCGCUGUUGGCUUCAGGCUGAUGAUCUGUUCGCCAAAGUGAUUUUUGUGUUAAUUUUUUUUUGUGUCGGACAAAAUUUUCAAUCCUGAUCAUUCAGUAAUCUAAUUUUGAGUGAAGGAGCAUCGUGUGUUUGUGCAACAUAAUUAAAAAAAUAUAUAUAUCCGGGUUAAGGUUAGGUGUUUCUGUUCCUCUCGCUUGUGCUGGUUGCAUAAAAUGGAAGCAGAAUCGUAUGUGAGACAGUGAACUUUCGGUAGUAAAAAGAAGUUGAAACGUGUUUUGUGUGAAACCUCCAUCAGUGCUGUGGAAGUAAAUUUUUAAAAAGUGAUGCAAAGAAAUUGAGUUAAAAAGUGAUACGUUUUUGAACGUGCAAAAAUAAAGAAGAACAAGUGUUAUUUGAAUUAAUGAGAAAAAGUUCGUGAUAAACAGCAUAAGCAACUAGUGUAAAACUAAGUAAAAAUUGACUGGAAGAAACACGAGAUGCGUUCAAAACAGGUGAAGAAGAAUGGUCGAUUCGUGUCCGCUGGCUGUCGCUGAGAAUGUCCGUCUUUAUUGUGGCACUAACGGCAACUACAGCAGCGGCAAUACCAGUAGCGACGAGGACCAACAUCGAAAGCAGCUGGAAGUGACAAAAAUGAACAGUGCAAAUGUGCUGGAGGCUGAAACAUCGUCACCCGUCGAAAUUAUAGAGGAUAUCUAUCGCAAAGAUCAUCCACUAGGCGAAGUGUAUAUCUUGUCGGAAACCGAAGAAGAUCAGGAGAAUGAUGAGGAACCGGAUGAGAAUGGCUCUAGCGUGAUUGUAAUGGGAGGUUCGUCAAACUGCGACCAGGGAUCAGCUAUCCUUACUAACUGUCAAAGAAAGGAUCUUUCGCAGCAGCAAAAUAAUAAGCAAAACGAUAAACCAAUCGACAACACACUUAAUGACGAUAUUGAGAUAAUAGAACUUUCGUCAUCACCUCCCUUAUUAGACUCGGAUUGUAAGCAGGACAACGAACCAGAAACGAUAAGUAACGAGGCUGGCACACAAUUUGUAAAUAAUAACGAUAGUUCUGGAUUCGCGCACAAACGUACAGACGAUUUGGAUAAGAAAACUGCCAAUAACGUCGCUCUGACGAAUUGCAUAGUAACACGGACGACGCCACAGGAAUCUCCAAAAGAAAAAAGUCCGAAUCCUUCUAAACGGGAAGAGAUGGGUGUUUCAGAGGAGAAUCGAAAAGUCGAACCACUAAAAAUAAAUUUAAACCGGGAACCAAUUCGAACAAUCAUAAAACUUCCGCCGAGUUUGGGAUCUGCAUCGGAUCUGCAACCUUGUUCGCCGAAGAUUACAAUAAAACCUUUGAAACCACCUCCUUCACAGUCACAGGAUUCGGAUGUACCACCAGCUGUUAACAGCAUUCCGAAGUUAACUAUCAAACCUAUCGUGAAUCCUGAAGAAUGCAACGCGAACGCGUCAGCUUCAUCUUCAGAACAGAUGCAAAUCAUUCCCAAAUUGCACAUCAAGAAUCCUCCCUCGGACAGUUCCGGUGCAGACGGAGCUGAGCCACACAUUGUGCCUAAGCUAACGAUUCGCGGCGUCAAUCAUAGCAAUCUGUCCUCUGGAACAUCUGGAAACAACAGCAGCAAUGAGACAAUGUCCGAUUCGACAACGCAGAAUUCUGCCAGUUCAUCGCCUCCGAUGGUUCCUAAGCUAACAAUAAAAAAGGAUAAUCAUCAUCACCACAGCAGUCAUCAUCAUCAUCACCAUCAUCAUUCGCACCACAAUAACCGGGUGGUGGCCAAGGACGAUGAAUCAACAUCGUCGACGACUUCUCCCACGACUUUAAAGCUGCACAUCAAAGCAAUACCGGAACCACCGGCAUCCGUACCGAGCUCCAGUGGAAAUAGUUCCGGCCCUGUGCUCACCAGUUCCGAAGGCGUUAAGUUAACGAUAAAGCCUAUUCCUGAACCACCAUUGCCAAAACUCACUAUCAAAACCAGUUCUCUGGACAGUAGCGACGCCGCGGUUGUUUCAUCCACUAGCAGCAGUUUUUCUCCGAAGCUGGUAUCACCCCCGCCAGCAUCACCAUGCGAUCAGCAUUCGAACAUUACGUCCACCAUUCCCAAACUAACUAUCAAACCUAUUCCCAAACCCCCUCCCUCUGUGCCCCGCGAUCCUGCUGAAGUACCAAUUCCCAAGCUGACUAUCAAACCAAUGCCACCGAAACCGGCUGCAGCUUCAGAAGAUAGCUGUUCAAGUGAAACCAGUAUUAACUCACUAGAAUCCUCACCAAUCUCGUCAUCGUCAUCGUCGGCUCCUAGUUCGAUCAUCAGUUCUCCCUCGGUAGUUCCCAAACUUACCAUCAAAGUUCCAAAAGAAGGGGAUUCCGUCGUUACUUCCCUGCCUCAGCUUACCGCCGCCUUCAGCACUUUCACCGCAACGACUGCAUCAACUACGACACCGUCAAUUCCUGUCGUGACAAAGCUGAACAUCAAGCCUAUUCCUCCGAUGCCCCUCAAAGUGACACCACCUCCACCAGCACCAACAACUUCACCAGCCAAGCAAAAUGUACAACCAUCGAAAGAGCCGCAAUUCACGGUUAACAUCGAUUUCGAGGAGCCAGAACCAAUCAUUAUUUCGAAAAUCACAAAUAAAACUGUUCCUGGAAUGAAAUGCCACGAUUUGGAAUCGCACGAGGCCACAUUGAAAUCGAAGGUGGAUUUCCCGUCAACGACGGCAUCAAAAAUAGCCAACAGAAUCGUUCCUGGCAUAAAGUAUCCCGAAUCAGAAAAGCAUAAAGCCACAUUGAAUAAAUCAUUGUCGAAAGUAGAAUCCCCGUCGUUAACGACAUCAAAAGUCGACCCGUCCAACAGCUCAGAAGGUGGCAACAUUACUAAACAACCACUGGAAGUGACGACCAAUUCUAAAUGCUUGGAUUCCGGUUCCGAAUCGCCCCGGAUAAUCCUUAAAAUUAAUAAAGGUAGUCUGUGUGCUAAGGCGACUACAAUUGCGGAUCCAGUGGUUGGAAAAUCUAUGGAAGAUAAUCUCUCGAAUGAAUUAAAAAGACCAAUGUCAGAAGCUGUCAAAAAAGAAUCAUGCGAGGCUCCGGAGAAUAAAAAAAUCAAAAUGAUUUUCAAUCAUCAGUCUAACACGGGCAUCGCACUAUCCAAACUAUCAAAUUACUUAGAGAACGAUGUGAUAGUAAUAGAUGACGAUAGUAAAUCCGACACUGUUGAAGACACGGCAGAACGCGUUGAAGAACCAACCAUACCCAAACCUCCCCCGCUAACUCAAAUACCUAGAAUAAACUCAAUUCCCCCGGAGACCCAAAAAGCAGCGAUGAUACCGGUGCAGCAGCCAGUUUUCGAAACCGGUAACAAGUUAAAAGAAAUGCUAACAAAAGCCAAACGUCAGCGAAUACCUGCUACAGCAUCACCCCUGCUUGAUUCCGAAUCUCGUCCGAGGCGGGCAGCCGCACUCCAGGCAAUUCCAGCAUCCGUACUAUUGCGCAGAAAUCCGACUGUUGUGCCACCUCUAGUACCGCCACCUGUAGUUGGGCCACCAGCGAUUGUGCCCUCAAACAUUACUAGCGUUUUGCUGCUUGAAAACGACGAGGGUUCAAGUUCCGACUGCAUGAUUAUCGAUGAUCCAUUAACACUGGCUGAAAAAAACGGUACAUCCAGUAACAGUAACAGCAGUGGUUUCAGUACUCCUUACACUGUCACCACAGCAACAAUUACUUCUACCCCAACAAUUCCUAUUCCUUUGCUGACAACGAGUUCAACCGGAAUGCCUCUCAUUCUUCCUCCGAAAGUUCGCAUGAACACCCGUAGUGGUGCCGGAAUACAACCAAACGCUACAAAGGAAAUGCUCCCGCGGAAAACUCCGGACAAAGACUCCGGCUUGGAUGAGGGCAAGCUUGAAUCGGAGGACGCUCCUACCCCAGCGAAGAGGCCCCGUGGACGACCAAAGAAAAUAAACCUGAUUCGAAAGGUCUUGGAAGAAGUUCGUAAGGAUUCGGGAGAACUACUUCCUUCGCUUCAGGCAGUACCCGAAUCGAAUGGUGGUAUGAGCUCCUCUGAACUACCACCCAUGGGAUCUCUUCCCAACGACAUUCGGGUUUCGCCCCGGAUAGUGCUGAAACCACUCACCCCGUCCCGGUUGGAGUGCAAAACCUCUCCCAUGCUGACAGAAGUUUCUCCUCACAUACCACCUCCAGCAAUGCCAGCAACAAAACCCUUAACCGAGGAUGCAUCAAGCUUGUUGCGCGAUCCGCUAAGUCUACCGGAGAUGAAGCCCGAGGAAUUGUUCGCUACUGUGGAACCAGUUACACCAAAACCCCGAGGGAGAGGCCGUGGUCGAGGUCGUGGCCGGGGGCGAAAUUCCGCAUUGGCCAGAGGGGCAAAAUCAGCACCAGCACCUAUUAUCAAUGAGGACGGUACUAUUAUGCCACCGCCGACGGAUUCUCCCAUGGCAACACCCGUUCGUCGAGGACGUGGUGGUGGCCGUGGUCGAGGUGGCGGCCGUGGUCGCGGUCGGGGUCGUGGUGUGGGACGUGGAGCAGGACGUGGAGUGGGACGUGGUCGCGGUAUGGGACGUGGCCGUGGACGUGGCAAUUGGCGUUCUAAGUCAGCCAGCCCGCAAAAAGCUUGCAGUCCAGUCAAAACUGUUCCUCAAGAUUUUAACGCCUUUAUGACACCGGACGACACGGACAUCCACCGACGAAAGCUUCAGCUGCAGGCGGCCUUCCCGGCGGUGGCUACCGGUGGCAGCAACAACACAUCCACCGUGUUGCAAAUGUUCGAAGAGGACACUCGAAUGAGCGGAGAUUUCAACUUUACCACACCGACGCGGCUGAUUAGCUCCGGCGGUGGACCGAACGAGGAGUCGCAGAGUUCCUUCUUGAGCAGUGCUAGCGUAACGCUAGACAACACUAGUGCUACACUGCAGACGAUUCUUUCUACUACCAUGAGCAGCGUGCGGAAGCCGAAAGCGAAAAUGGAAGUCGUAGAUAUCAAUGGUCAAACGGAAUUCUCGGUGGAAAUGAUUGCCGAGUACGAAUGGCCUCGUCCAACGGCUGCCAAUCCCCGUUGUCACGGCGAUGCCUUCAUGAUUCAAGAGCAGAUUGCUGAGUAUCUCGGGGUAAAGAGCUUCAAGCGAAAAUAUCCUGACCUGAUGCGAAGGCCGGUUGAUAUGGAGGAACGCAACUACAUCAUGGAGCAGGGCAUGGCUUCGGAAAAGAUGUGUGAUUUAGGGUUGACUGCCGUAUACGCUUCAGAAAUUCUAGAUAUCAUGAGCAACGACUAUCCGGAUAAGUACGAAGAGUAUAAACGAUAUCAGCGAGAAAAAUUAUAUCGUGAUCGACAGAAAUACCUGCGAACUGCGGCGGCUGCCAUUGCUGCAGAAGGCGUUGAUCGGAGCCAACUCCAGAAGGAACGAGCGAUUCGAUCGGCGUCCAACUGGAAUACCAUGAUGAACAAAGAGCGCAAAGAGUUGCGACAAUCGUGUAUGGAUCUUCAAACGUAUGUGGUGCAGGUGCCUCGAGGACAGCAAAAUUUACAGCUGGACAGGCCUGUUGAGCAGGCCGGCCACUAUCCAGUGGCCCUCGUUCCGGGACAAUUUUCGGAAUACUAUAGGACUUACACACCGGAAGAAUUAGCGUGCUACCCGAUCAAUACGGCACUUUUGGAGCCAUCCCAUUUGCAAGAAAUUCUGCGUUCGGAUCGGUACAAACAGCUUCUGGCGGAGAUGACAACGGAAAGUGAUAGUUACAGCAGCAGUAGCAGCAGUAGUGAUGAUUCUGACAGCGAUAGCGAUAGCAGCAGCGGAAGCUCCGAUUCUGACGAUGAUUCCAGCAGUGGUUCCGAAUCUUCCGAGGAUUCAGAUGUUCCAUUAAAGCGGACACCGCUCAGGAGGCCACCGCCGGUGAGCAGUAGGCUGCAAGGUUCGCUGCUCAAAGCACCAGUUGCUGCAACGACGACACCGGUGCCCAAACCGAAGGACAAGUGCAAACCGCAAUUGAAUCCGUACCUCUGUGCAGUCUGUCAGGGACCGCAGAACAAAAAUCAACUGAACAAACCGGAACGAUUUAUUCGGUGUUCGAUUUGCCGGCGAAGAGCCCACCCGUCCUGCAUUGAGAUGUCGGCCAAGAUGUUCAAACGUGCUCUCGAGUAUCCGUGGCAGUGCUCCGAGUGUAAAUCCUGCCAAAAGUGCCACCGCCGGCAGAACGCUUCACCAGCGACGGACGGAAACCGGAAGAUGGUAUUCUGCGAUCAGUGUGAUCGAGGUUUUCACCUGUCCUGCCUAGGGUUGCGCAAUGUACCCAACGAUCGAUGGCACUGCACGGUGUGCAUGAUAUGCAACCGCUGUGGAGCGAGAAGUCCGGAGGGACACCCUAAUCCGUACUUGACACUGCAGCAGCGGGAAAAUCUGGCAAUGGUUGCUAACUGGACGCAUGAGUAUGCCGUUAAUGAGCUGACACGAAUACGUGAGCACAUAGUAACGUUAUGUGUGCCUUGCGUGCGGUUACGGAAGCAGCAAGAAGACGAACAGCGGCAGCGGUUGCAAGCUCAGGAGCAGAAACAGCAGCCCCAAAUCAGCAACGGCAGCAGCGACAGUAGUGACCCUAGCAACAAUAGUAGUAACUCUGGUAGUGGGAAAGAUGCAACUAUCGGUUGUAGCGGUAGUGCAAGUAGCAGUAAAAACAACAUCAGCAGUGGCAAUAACAACAAUAACAAUAUAGUCGUAGGAACGACGACGACGAUGAAAGCACCGGUGAGGAUAACUAGUGCGCCAGCGAAAACGCCUUCUACAGCGGCAAAGGGAUGAGAGUAAUCAUGUUCUCGUUUUAGUUUUUAUUUUAAUAGUGAUCAUUCAAAUCGGUAAGAAUCUGAAGACUCGUUCUAGUUUUCCUUGUGGUGGGAAGUUCGGAAACAAUUCGUUUAGUGUAGAUUUUAAACCGAAUCAUUUUGUACAAAAAAUUAAACAUAGGUAAGACACACAGAUUCGUUACGUUGUUUAUAGUUUUCUUUGCCGUGUGCACAGCAAAAGCACUAUCUGAUCUACAGUCGAUUAUUUGGUUGCAAUGUGGAAUUUCAACUUCGGACGGUGCAUUUAGCGCGCUCCUGAAGCUAAGGUACUCAUAGAGCGUUGCAGCUUUGGGCAUACUGUAGGCAUUUCCAAUAUCAUGGUUACAAAGAUGGUGUUUUCUUUUUGAUGUAAAAUGACAGCGUUUUUCGUUGUGAUUUCUGGAUUGUGUUAAUCAUUCAAAAGAAAUAUUUACAUCAACACAACCAGAUGUUUGUUUAUUAUCGUAUCGGAUUUGCUAAUUUAUUAAUUAGAAACUGCGUUUUGUCCAGUUAUUGAAGUUUAGAAAGGUAAACAUUUUGCCCAGAGUACAGUAGUAUAUAUUUGAUAGUAUCAUUGCCAACCAAAUUUUGUUAAACACAGAGCACAGGCGAGCAUCUUUCACCUACCAACUGAUGAGUUCAAUGAUCACGUCGGGAGUAUUUUCCUAAGAAUAGAGAAUGGAGAAACUGAUGUACAGAACUUUACCCGUAGAAUAAGAAUUUAACUUUAGUUGUAGCGCCGGAGAGAAAUUUAUUGUCUAUGAAAAAUGUAGUGUCUAUGGGAAAAAAUCUCAUCGAAUCUGUUUUUGUGUCGAUAAAACCACGAUUUACGGAAGUAACAAUUGAUUUGCCAGCCACCUAUGUAUAGAGUCGUACAGUAACGAGCAACAAGUUAAUUUUUAAUUUGUAGUUAAUGCCGCUUUUCAGAAGAGUAUGUGCUGGUUUGAAAAUAGUAGCAUGUUUAAGAGAAAAAGUAUGUUUUUUUUCAUAUUUCAUGUAGGAAUGGGCGAACGUGUAGCCGGUCUAAUACAUAUUUUUAUUACUGUAAAAUUGCAAAGAAAAACAUUAUUCUACGGUAAGUAUAUAUUGUUAACACUGACAUGAUAAUGUAACAUAAACAAGAAUGUGCGCAUUGUAAAUAUACUAUCGCAAAGAAAAAUAAUACGCUAGGUUAUAAAUUAAAAUAUCCUACAAAAGAGCUAGUAAGCAUAAAAUGAAAGAAUACUACUUCUAACAAGUAUUAAACUUUUUUUUUUUCGGUGAGAGGCAGACUUUCGAACGCUACUUAGUGUAAACCAAUAAACUAUGAGAAUGAGGAAAGAAGGCGUAAGAAGAACGAGCGAACAAAGCAGCAUUUUUGUAGCAAAAAAUAGUCGUUAUUUUAGGAAACUUUUCUCUCUUUCGCUUGCUCGGGAUCCUAGGAGUUAUAAUUUUAUAAAUCAUAACCAACUCUGAUACAAGAUCUACAGGAUAAGCGGUAACACAAAAUCACACAUACACAAGACAACCAUAGCCUACUUAUCUAUUUAGGAGCAGCAGCGCAAUCUGGGAGGCAGAAGUGUUUUAUUUCAUAUUUCUUUCGGAUGUUCUCUUGAUAAAACAAUGGCGCAAGCGCAAACGCGAUCUAGACAGAUUUAACAAAGGAAUAACAUUAAUAAAGCAGUAGCUUGUAAUUUAUUAAAUUGACUAUACUUUUAACAAAUACAUUUUUAUAAAAUAUUA
This is a messenger RNA of Wyeomyia smithii (pitcher-plant mosquito), 8669 nucleotides long. Its product is annotated as mucin-2-like. Gene Ontology annotation, molecular function: histone H3K4 methyltransferase activity; histone binding; transcription coactivator activity. Bases 628 to 6927 code for a protein of 2099 amino acids. Gene Ontology annotation, biological process: positive regulation of transcription by RNA polymerase II. Gene Ontology annotation, cellular component: MLL3/4 complex. The transcript is spliced from 11 exons. Lineage: Eukaryota; Metazoa; Arthropoda; Insecta; Diptera; Culicidae. The record is from RefSeq and is a predicted model, not a curated record.